Molecule: messenger RNA, 2058 nt
Organism: Neomonachus schauinslandi (Hawaiian monk seal)
Lineage: Eukaryota; Metazoa; Chordata; Mammalia; Carnivora; Phocidae
Gene: FDFT1
Product: farnesyl-diphosphate farnesyltransferase 1
Exons: 10
Coding region: 143-1696 (517 amino acids)
Biological process (GO): cholesterol biosynthetic process; farnesyl diphosphate metabolic process; base-excision repair
Cellular component (GO): endoplasmic reticulum membrane; nucleus
Molecular function (GO): damaged DNA binding; zinc ion binding; squalene synthase [NAD(P)H] activity
Source: RefSeq, a predicted model, not a curated record
CUAUCCCGGCUGCUGGCUCCCGGGGCCGUUCCGCGUCGGUCCCCGGGCAGAGCGUGCGCGGACGCUGGCCAGCUGAGUCCUCUCCGCCCGGCGUUGGAGGCGGCGUGCGGGCUUCGCCGCGGGGCGCGGGCCGGGAGCCGGGAUGCCAGAAGGACCAUCUGUGAGGAAGUUCCACCACUUGGUCUCCCCCUUUGUGGGGCAGCAGGUGGUCAAGACAGGGGGCAGUAGUCAGAAGCUGAACCCUGCCAGCUUUCAGUCCCUGUGGCUCCAAGACACCCAGGUCCAUGGAAAGAAAUUAUUCCUUAGAUUUGAUCCAGAUGAAGAACUCGGGUCCCUUGGCAACAUCUCACUGCCAGAGUCUGUAGAAGAAGGAGAGAGGAAGGAAGAGGCUCAGGACCAAAAGCAGGCCUCGGGGCCCAGCAGCCAGAAAAUCUCUCAGCAGUCCUCUCAGUCCCUGGAGCUUGUUGCUCCCAGUGGAGAGAGUGGUGUGGAGCAUUUGCGGGGAGACAUGCCUGCAGGAGGUGCUGAAAGGUGGCUGCAGGACUCGCUGAGCAGCAGCUUGAAAACUUGCUACAAGUAUCUCAAUCAGACCAGUCGCAGUUUUGCAGCUGUCAUUGAGGCGCUGGAUGGGGAAAUGCGCCAUGCGGUAUGCAUAUUUUAUCUGGUCCUCCGAGCUCUGGACACUCUUGAAGAUGACAUGACCAUCAGUGUAGAAAAAAAAGUUCCACUGCUACACAACUUUCAUUCUUACCUUUAUGAACCAGACUGGCGGUAUAUGGAGAGCAAGGAGAAGGAUCGACAAGUGCUAGAGGACUUCCCAACGAUCUCCCUUGAGUUUAGAAAUUUGGCUGAGAAAUAUCAAACAGUGAUUGUUGACAUUUGCCGGAAAAUGGGAUUUGGGAUGGCGGAGUUUUUGGAUAAACACGUAACAUCUGAACAGGAGUGGGACAAGUACUGUCACUAUGUCGCCGGGCUGGUGGGAAUUGGCCUUUCCCGUCUGUUCUCAGCCUCAGAGUUAGAAGACCCCUUAGUUGGUGAAGACAUAGAGUGUGCCAAUUCUAUGGGCCUGUUUCUGCAGAAAACAAACAUCAUUCGUGAUUAUCUGGAAGACCAGCGAGAAGGAAGAGAGUUUUGGCCUCAAGAGGUUUGGAGCAAAUAUGUUAAGAAGUUGGGCGAUUUUGCUAAGCCACAGAAUAUUGACUCGGCUGUGAAGUGCCUGAACGAACUUAUAACCAAUGCACUACACCACAUCCCAGAUGUCAUCACUUACCUUUCAAGACUUAGAAACCAAAGUGUGUUUAACUUCUGUGCUAUUCCACAGGUGAUGGCCAUUGCCACUCUGGCUGCCUGUUAUAAUAAUCAGCAGGUGUUCAAAGGCGUAGUGAAGAUCCGAAAAGGGCAAGCAGUAACUCUAAUGAUGGAUGCCACCAAUAUGCCGGCGGUCAAAGCUAUAAUCUACCAGUACAUGGAAGAGAUUUAUCAUAGAAUCCCCAGCUCAGACCCAUCUUCUGGCAAAACAAGGCAGAUCAUCUCCACUAUCAGGACACAGAAUCUUCCCAAUUGUCAGCUGAUCUCCCGAAGUCACUACUCCCCUAUUUACCUGUCAUUUGUCAUGCUCUUGGCUGCCCUGAGCUGGCAGUACCUGAGCACCCUGUCCCAGGUCACAGAAGACUAUGUUCAGACCGGAGAGCACUGACUGGGUACUCGUCUGGAAGCUCAAGGUCACCCUAAAAUGGAUUGGCCUUUUCUUCAAGAAAAAGGAUAUUGGUACCCCCUCUCCCCCCGUUUUUCCCUCCCUCUUUAAUCCCUGAAAGAACUCUGUGGACUUGGGACUUUUAGAAACUGUGACAUGCAGUCAAGAAGCUAAGAAUAAAAGGGAAGGCUACCUCACCCUUGGCAAGCAGGCCCUUGCGGGCGGUGCUCACGUCUGCGCUCCAUGGCUAACAGCAGAGGGCCGCUCACGGCAGGUCAGGGGACAUGGUGGCAUAUGGGGCUGCUGAGAGGUCUUAGUGUGAAUCCUGGCUAGAAUUCUAAUUAAAUGUAUUUAAUUUGAAGCAA